ACCAUGGUUGUUGAUAAAACAUUAUUUAAAUAGUCCACCUCUCUGGAAAAAUCAAUAAUGUUUAUUGAUCCAUAGGCUUGGUCCUCGUACAAUUUAGGGCGAUGGAAUAAACUAUGACCCAAAAGCCUUAAGAAAUUCCUCUGUUCGUCCUAUAAGUAUACCUGGAUAAUAUAGCCAUCAAUGGUGUGGUGAUGGCCAAAGAUGGCAUCCGACCAUAGAUCCACCGUCAAGGGCAGCAACAUGAACGUACUUGAUAAAGAACAUUGGAUGGACCAUAUGUGACCAUGCUUGAUACCAUAGUAACGAAAGCAGACAUCCUGCUGGGGGGCUUCGUGCUGAUGCUGUUUUUCGCCUUGGUCAUCUUGAUCAUGGUGUGCACCCUCAGCCGCCAUUGCCUCUGCUACCCGUGGUGCCCAUGUGGAAAGAGUGAAGAGAAAAGGCUCAAAUCAAAACAGCCCAAGAUGAGCCUGUCCCACAUCACCCCGAGUUUCUUCUGGACAUCACAACUCAAACAUGUACAGCAUGGGGGUGAAAAGGUGCCCACACUUCAGGAUCAGUUGGACGUCUACUCGGAACAAGAAGCGCUGAACCCCUCGCUGUACCGAGCAUACGACAGCAUGCUUCGAAUGGAACAGAAUGAAUCGGCCGACAACGACAGCCAAACACCACGGACCUGCGGCACCGCCCUUUUCACUUUGAACCUCGCAGAGGACAAACAGGCGAAAGAAAAUGUAUUAUUCGUAUCUUUAAAGUCUAUACGGGACUUACAACCCAGGUUAUACGGGGGCGUUUCCUAUAUUUACGCCAAGGUGCAAAUUCUCGCCCGAAAUACACGGAAGCCAAAGCUGCCAGGGGAUGUUUUGGAUGUACAGCAGUCAAACGUACAUCAGCGACAAAUAGACACGCUGUUCGAUGAGGACUUCGUGUUUCAUUUCCCGAGUGAGAAAUCGAACGAUGUUAUUGUGAAAUUAAUGUCUUUUGAAUUUGAUAAAUACUCACGGCAUGAAUGGAAGGGGGAGUUGCAGGUCUUGCUUCAGGAGCAUCAUUUGGCGGAAGUGAUGGCAUUUGAGGAGGCGAUGAAACAACCUAAACAGGAAGCAAACGGGGAAGUGAUGCUGUCAAUGAGUUAUUUGCCAACCUCAGGCAAGGUGCACAUGGGCAUAAUCAAAUGUAGAGACCUGAAUCUGAGGGAGGACCCGGACGCUUUAGUAUUCGUAAAGGCAGUAAUGCUGCAAGGUAAAGACACACUAAUGAAGAAGAGAACCAAAUCAAAGGAAACCACGCGAGAUCCGUCAUUUAACGAGACUGUAAUAUUCGACGUACCCUUGGAAUAUCUUGACAAAGUUGGUUUCAUUGUGAGUGUGCUGCACAAAUCCACGCAGGGACAGUUUAAGGAGAUCGGGGAGAAGGUUGUGGGGACGUGUUGUCUGGGGCAGGUUGCUCAAGGAUCGGGCUAUAAUCACUGGAUCGAAAUGUUACACUCACCAAGGAAAGCCAUCGCGCAAUGGCAUGAACUGAGAUGAUGCGGAUGUUCUGUCUAUGAUUAUGUGACACAAAAUAUUCUACUGAAUAUUCUGUGCUUAAGGUAUUCUAAGGAACAUUCCAAAUACUAAAGGUUUGUGGAAAGCAUCGUCUCUUCUGCAGCCGAGUGGUGAGGGUAAUCGAGUUUGCACGAUGGAUUUGACAAAUCAAGCAGACGAAAAAAUAUCUAUUCUCUGAUCUUCCUUUCACUCCUUUCGUUAACAAAAACAUCCCGAGAUACUUAUCGGAUAGAUAAGAGUGUGCGAACAUUAGAUAGCGAAACAAUAUUCUGGUGCAUUCAGUCCAUCGUUUACUAAUGCACAAACUCAGGUUCGAAGUGAUGUUCAUUUUGGAAAUGAUAGUGAAAUUAGUUUUACAGCUUAGAGACAAUGUUCCUUUAUAUGACCGGACUACGCCAACAGUGUCAUGAUAUAAUAUGCGAGUCCGAAAUGAAAAAAGCUCCCAAUGGCGAGCGAUGGCAUGUUCUCGUUAUGACAUUGACCUUGGCCUUAGCUGUUGAGGCUUGAGCCAUCAUUCGGUAUUCGACAACCUUUAUAUACAGUAUAUAUCAGUUGGGACACUAUCUGUGAUAAUACUAAACCUCUCAUUGUAAAUAGGUAUUUUGAUGUAAAAAAAAAUGUAAAUUCAAUUCAUAUAUAUUGCAUAUUACGCCUUGGGUAAGAUUUCUUUCGUUGGUUUUCAAUCCUGUUCAAUAUAAGUGGUUGCAUUUCAAGUUGACUUAAAUUUCUGUUAAGUUCACUCUUUCUUGUUAAAUCGUAAGAAGCAAUUGAUAAAAAGAUAUCUAUAUUGUUUGAUAUGUGUAGUGAUGUAUACAAUCAUGUAAUUUCUGUAAGUUACGGAAGUCAUAGCAUCUAGCUCUCCCAGCAUGGUUAUACAUUGUAUUAUGUUUGUUCCUGUAUAAUGGUGGCAUUUUAGGAAUCUGGCAUUGAUGUAUAUCACAAAAAAAUACAUUAAUAAAAAUGUAUUCCUUUCUAUGGUUAUAUUUGGUAAUUUUUUGUAAUCAGAUUAUAGAGUCAAAAACCUUUUGGUUCAAGUCACUAGUAGUUCUUCAAAUUGUAUUGAUUUGCAUAACGCGAAAUGAUCACUGCAGUAGAGUACUGGCUGUGGUGACAGGGCUCAAUUUCGUGCGGGAUGCUGGCUUACCACAGGUGGUUCUACCAUCAUGAAAGCCAACAUCAAGUGAAUUUCCUACGAGGUUUCAAAUUAUAAGAAAUGUACAGAUUCUAAAUGGUAACUGGCAAAUAAAAACCG
Molecule: messenger RNA, 2793 nt
Organism: Lineus longissimus
Lineage: Eukaryota; Metazoa; Nemertea; Pilidiophora; Heteronemertea; Lineidae
Product: synaptotagmin-6-like
Exons: 7
Coding region: 285-1523 (412 amino acids)
Biological process (GO): calcium-ion regulated exocytosis; regulation of calcium ion-dependent exocytosis; cellular response to calcium ion
Cellular component (GO): exocytic vesicle; plasma membrane
Molecular function (GO): clathrin binding; calcium ion binding; calcium-dependent phospholipid binding
Source: RefSeq, a predicted model, not a curated record